Messenger RNA from Manis pentadactyla (Chinese pangolin), 4089 nucleotides. It is a transcript of the gene ZNF19, whose product is annotated as zinc finger protein 19. Bases 1747 to 2979 code for a protein of 410 amino acids. Gene Ontology annotation, biological process: negative regulation of transcription by RNA polymerase II. Gene Ontology annotation, molecular function: DNA-binding transcription repressor activity, RNA polymerase II-specific. The transcript has 4 exons. Lineage: Eukaryota; Metazoa; Chordata; Mammalia; Pholidota; Manidae. The record is from RefSeq and is a predicted model, not a curated record.
CAGGAUCCAUGAGAAUGCAGGGCCCAGGCUGGUGGUGCAGGGAUCCGGUAUUCGGUGGGAGUGAUGGAGAUCAUCAGGGUUCUUGCAGAGUGGGAAGAGAGGGACUGCAGGAGGAAGAUGAGAGAAAGGGGACAUAUCAUUUAUCCUCCUAAAGAAAGAAGUUUGGGGUUCACAAUCAGGGAAAAUACAUCCUUGAGGGCAGUGCUGCCGGCCAAGGUGAGGCAGCAGUUGUGAUAGGAACAGUCUGCACUAGGACAGGACACUUGAAGUUAAGGAUCCCAUUAGGCCUCAGUGGCCUUGUGCUAGUCAUUUAAGCUCUGUAGAUCUUGACUGACUUCAUUUGUUAAAUGACAUUAAGUACCUUACAUUUGUGGGACAGGGAAAUGGAUUUCUUGAGUUGUGUUUCAUUUUUUGAAACUGACGAGUUGCUGGUUGUUGCUUUACUGUUUCCUUCUUCCUGGGACUGACUUAUCUGGUAACUUGCCAUCCACGAACCAUAUCCCAAGUACCAAUCCUGGAUGUCUGACAUCUGGCAGGUUCCUCUGCCCAACCAUGUCAGCGAUGCAUUGUCUUCCUUGUAGCUCCCACCCUCUUCUGAUCUUCUCUCAGUACUGGGAAACAAAGUUUUCACUCACCGUGCCAAUUUGUUUCCAUGAAUUAGAAGGGGAUCAUGUUGGCAAGAAGACGAGUAUGGUGUUGGCUGGCGGAUCAGAUGGGUUGGGUUGGCAGUGCCAGGGCUUGUGGAAGGAGACUUGCAGACCCAUCGAGGUGAUGUGAGGUGGGAGGGUAAUAGUCACUGUAUGUUCAGGCAGCCAAAUCUGAUACCAGAGUCUGAGGAGGGAAUAGAGGGCCUAACCAGAGGCUGAAGCUUUCUGGGAAAGUAAUUUGGGGCCAUUAGGGAGGGGAAGGGGUGGCUACUGAAAAAACAUGAGGUUUGGUUGGCAGACGCUGUUACCGAUUGUCUUGGAGGUAUAAUGGAAAGCAGCUAAAAGUGCUCCCCAGUGGCAAUUUGAUGGCAGAAGCAGUUCUCCCGGGAGACCCAUCAGGAAGCAGGAGGUGUAGACUUCCCCGGAGGCACUGACCUCCCUCUGCGGGACAUUCUGGAGCACAGGAAGCACAGCCCCUUUGGGCCCAGAUGGGGCAGGACGAGUGGGCUCCUCAGGGCAAACCAUGUCUGUUCAGUUAUGUGGGCUUGCGGUUUGGGGCCGAGUGAGCACAUGCGGGGAACAGGUGGAUUAACUGGGGCAGUGAAGGACAUUUCACAGGUCCUGAAAUUCCACCUGAGUGGGUAUCUGGACAGACUGAAGCAACUUGUCCACUUGUACGUAUAACAGUAAAAGACUGAACAUAUUUACAGCAUCAGAGAUUUUGCUCUAGGGAGAUUAGUGCCAGACUUUGCAGGGUUUUUGAAAUGAUUUUUAUCAUGUUUUAUAACAGUAAGUUUUAUGUCCUAAUAGAAGCUCUUUUGGUAGUGAGAGAAGUUCCAGAUUUUUGUUUGUAGGAAUAGUCACUUAAUGGUUUUGACAUCCAUCUCUGUCACCUUGUCACAUUUGCCAUCUGUAAUAGGACCCCUUUCUCAUAUUGUUCCUGUGCCCCACACUGUGGCCCUGAGCCAGAAGUUUGACUCUGGGACAGUAGGAACCCUUGUUUUAGGAGGUGGUGAUCUUCGAGGAUGUGGCUGUGUACUUCACCCGGAGAGAAUGGGCUUGCCUUUUACCUGCACAGAGGGCCCUUUACAGAUGUGUGAUGCUGGAGAAUUAUGGGAACUUGACAUCCCUGGGAUAUCAAGUUCCCAAACCCGCCCUGAUCUCACAUCUGGAGGGAGGGGAUUUGCCUUGGGGCCUGGAGGCACAGGACUGUCCACCUGCAGAGAGAACCAAAGGUGUCUGUAAAGAUGCUGAGAUCACAUCAACACAGGGAAUUUCUGAAGAAAGAGAUGUGAUGUUGUCACAUGGUCUGCAGAAGCUUGUUCCUCAGAGGACCAACUUCCUGGAAACAUGUAAACUGGAGAAGCGCCAGGAAAUCCCCACAGUGAAAAAUAUUAGAGGAAAGGUCCCAAGAAUCCAAUAUGAUAGCAAACUCUUUAGGUGUGAGGAAUGUGGGAAAUGCUUCAGCUAUUUUUCUUACUAUGUUAGACACAGGAGAAUCCACACUUGGGAGAAACCCUUUGAGUGUAGACAAUGUGGAAAAGCCUUUAAUCGCAAUUCUUCAUUAAUUCGGCAUCAGAGAAUCCACACUGGAGAGAAACCCUAUCAGUGUGAGGAGUGUGGGAGAGCCUUUAAUGAUAAUGCAAAUCUGAUCAGGCAUCAGAGAAUUCACAGUGGGGAUAGACCCUAUCUUUGCAAGGAGUGUGGAAAUAGUUUCACCAGCAGUUCUGAAUUUGUUUUACAUCAGAGAAUCCACACUGGAGAGAAACCUUAUGAGUGUAACGAGUGUGGAAAGGCUUUUGUUGGUAGUUCCCCACUACUUCGACAUCAGAAAAUCCACACUGGAGGGAAACCCUAUGAAAGUAACGAGUGUGGCAAAAGCUUCGGAAGGAUCUCCCGUCUUAGCCAACGUCAGCGUAUUCAUACAGGGGAAAAGCCUUAUUCUUGUAACGUAUGUGGACAAGCCUUCAAUUUUCAUACAAAACUAACUCGACACCAGAGAGUCCACAGUGAGGAGAAACCUUUUCACUGUGUAGAUUGUGGGAAAGCCUUUAGUGCUCAGGAACAAUUUAAAAAGGAUCUAAGGACCCAUAUUCAGGAGACUUCCUAUGUAUGCGAUGAAUGUGGGAAAGUCUUCACCAGCAAAAGAACCCUUCUUCAGCAUCAAAGACUCCAUACUGGAGAGAAACCCUAUGAAUGUUUCAAGUGUGAAAAAACCUUUAGGAUGUCUUCCCAGCUAGUUCAUCAUGAGCACACCCACCCCGGAGAGAAACCUGUGCUGGAUAUUUGUCACUUUGGCCUCCCAGAAUUUUUUACCCCUUUUUACUGGUAGUACAUGAAAUGUCCUUUUGGAUUCCAUCUUCCAUUCAGGAAUGGAAUGUGUGACACAGGCCUGGCUGAGAUGCAUAUUCCCCCCACUAAGCCAUAGUUGAUGGCUCAGAGUCAGGUUACCCAGGAUGAUCCAGUUAGUCCCAGGACUUGGCCAGAGUUACUGGAGAAAUACUCUUCCUUUUUAUGUAGUCUUAAAGCUGAGAGGAUUUCCUGGAUUCUUAGGGAAGCUGAGGAUAAAGUCAACACAGCAAAAGAGAAAUCAGACUUGGAGAGCAGCCUUGAAGUCUGCAACCUUGAAGACUCUCUGAACAACUUCAUGAAACCGUAUGUGAAGGUAGAAAUACAUCUGGGUUUUUGAAUUCCAGUAACGAAUAAACUCCACUUUUGUUUCACUCAAGCAAGUUUGAGUCAGGUUUUUAGAACAGAGCCUUAUCAGUGUAACAAUUAUUUUAAGUCUCCAGGGAAAACAAACGUGAUGGAGGAGAAAUGUUUUGUGAAUAUGAUGUGUGGGAAAAUCUUUAGCUAUAGUCCUAGCAGUCCCUGUGAUUGUAACAAAAUUGGGGAGCCCAUUGUAGAUCAAGCUGCAUCAGUACACCACCAAUGGAUGGAAGUUCUGACAACUUAAGCUCUGAGAAAAAUUUCAGUGUUACUAUAAAACUAUGUCUGCAUUGUAUCCAUUCUCAAGAAACAACUAUAAAAACAAAAGCCAGCAUUCUUAAAACUCAUUUUGUUUGCUCAGGUUUUAUUUGGGAUGACUGCUGUUCUAGAGCAUGCCCACCCUGCCCUUUGAUCUGGUUAGUGGGCCAAAGAAGUGCUCCGGUUCUCCUAAGAGGUAGUGCUGAGAUGUCUUGAAAAGCUGGCCCUUUUUUUUUUUUUUGGAUAAUGAAUGCAAUCUGCACCCUCUUUUCUCCCAUGUGCCCUUCUGCUGCCAACCAGUGUAGCAGUCGCUACCUGACUCUGAACUUUACCUGCUCCCUGAAGUCUAGCAUCUGGGUGGCUUCACCAUCUCUUCCUUACUUGCCAACAGUUGGAGGAGCGGUUUUAUCUAGUGCUUGGACUGACCAAAGUAAACUUAGAACUAUUGAAGUAUAAUAUACACAGAAAAAAUACA